AUGGCGGCUGCCGAAAGGGAGGCUAUAGCUGAGAAGGAAAGCAUCGGCAAAGAGACAGCGCCGUCGUAUGGCGCCUGUGCAGAGGUGCCCGUGAUGGAGGAGUGGGGAGAUCCCUCGACUCUGCUCGUCCUCAUCUGGUCAGGGCUCGGCCAGAUCUUGGCGCCCAUGGCUCUGGUAGUUUCCUACAACAACCCACGGCUCUUCAGCAGCACGCCUCAGGAGAGUGGCUUCAUGAUGCAUUGCGAGGGCCACUCCUUUCAAGUGAAGAGCGCUUGCGACUGGACGACGCCGGCGGUGCGGAUCUUCCCUGUUCUGGGCCUCUCUUUGCCCGUGCUGCUGGCUUUGUGGAAGAUGUUGCACAUGAGGGCGUACUACGUCCUGAUGAGAAACCGCAUCAUGAUCAGUUUCCGCGAAGGGCGGCGCCUGGGCUUCAAGUGCGGCAUGGGCCUCUCUGUAAUCUUCCUCCAUGCCCUCGCCCAUUUUGGCCUCAUGGUAGUAUUUGGGAAGCCCUGCGACGACGAGUCGUGCCAAGGGAAGCACAUCCUCAACACCAGCUGGAAG
Molecule: messenger RNA, 561 nt
Organism: Symbiodinium necroappetens
Lineage: Eukaryota; Dinophyceae; Suessiales; Symbiodiniaceae
Source: the annotation of a GenBank genome assembly